Columba livia (rock pigeon) is the source of this 782-nucleotide messenger RNA. Its product is annotated as 16 kDa beta-galactoside-binding lectin. Bases 221 to 712 code for a protein of 163 amino acids. The record is from RefSeq and is a predicted model, not a curated record. Gene Ontology annotation, molecular function: carbohydrate binding; laminin binding. The transcript is spliced from 4 exons. Lineage: Eukaryota; Metazoa; Chordata; Aves; Columbiformes; Columbidae.
CCUGGGCUAAGGGCCAACAUACACCACACAGCAGCUAGAACAGCUUGCAGUAAGGACUGCAAGGAUCACGCAGAAGCAAACAACCACUAGCUUUUAAAAUCAUACACGUCCUGCCUGCAAAGAACAAUAUCGACAGAGCUCUCCCACUUUAAAUGGCUGUCAAAGCUCCAGCCCCAAACAGCUGCAACCGAUCCCCUUCUUCACCUCCCCCCAUCAUGUGAUGGUCCUGCCCAAGCGAUUUAAGCCGUGGGAGUGCCUGUGGAGCCUGGGCUGGGGGUGUUCUGCCUGGUGGGCUGGUGGCUGCAGCAUGGAGCAAGGACUGGUUGUUACUCAGCUGGACAUCCAGCCUGGAGAGUGCAUCAAAGUCAAAGGGAAGAUCCUGUCUGAUGCCAAAGGGUUUGCUGUGAACGUAGGGAAGGACAGCAGCAACCUCAUGCUGCACUUCAACCCUCGCUUCGACUGCCACGGGGAUGUCAACACCAUUGUGUGCAAUUCGAAGGAAGAUGGCGCGUGGGGUGAGGAGGACAGGAAGGCGGACUUUCCCUUCCAGCACGGUGACAAGACUGAGAUCUGCAUCUCUUUCAAUGAACUGGAGGCAACAGUGAAGCUGCCUGAGGUGGAGUUCCAGUUCCCCAAUCGCCUGGGCAUGGAGAAAAUUGAAUACUUAGCUGUGGAGGGUGACUUUAAAGUCAAAGCCAUUAAGUUCCACUAACAGCUAUAGCUUGGUUUGGUUUGUUUUCUCUCACUCCUGCAUAGUGAAAUAAAUGCAAACUUGCAAUGGC